CUAUGCCACAGCUCUCGAUUGGUUCACAAUUAUGUGUUUCCUAUUCGUUGUAUUCACAUUAUUGGAGUUUGCUGGAGUACACUUCUUCACCAAAGUGGGCACCGGAGAGGUACCUUUCGUGGAGAUCGAUGAGGACUGGGCUCAAGAGAAGUAUGACGACGACUACGACAAUCCACUGCAUAUAAUAGCGCCGCCGAAAGCUUAUCAAACCGAUGAGAAAAAGGUU
Messenger RNA from Oppiella nova, 226 nucleotides. Lineage: Eukaryota; Metazoa; Arthropoda; Arachnida; Sarcoptiformes; Oppiidae. The record is from the annotation of a GenBank genome assembly.